Molecule: messenger RNA, 1375 nt
Organism: Eleginops maclovinus (Patagonian blennie)
Lineage: Eukaryota; Metazoa; Chordata; Actinopteri; Perciformes; Eleginopidae
Gene: gper1
Product: G protein-coupled estrogen receptor 1
Exons: 1
Coding region: 31-1200 (389 amino acids)
Biological process (GO): cellular response to estradiol stimulus; G protein-coupled receptor signaling pathway
Cellular component (GO): membrane
Molecular function (GO): G protein-coupled receptor activity; nuclear estrogen receptor activity
Source: RefSeq, a predicted model, not a curated record
GACUUCUGUCAGCAUGCAAACGCUGCAUAGAUGAUUCACCCUGUAAAGAGACAUCAUUGGGAAGGAACAGGGUCUAAUGAUGUAGCAGCUACAGGGGACUUUCUGUACAUGUGGGCUAUGAUUCAAAACAGUCCGAUCACAGUCAGUAUGGAAGUGCAGACAACCUCUCUGGUCUGGAUAUACGUUAACAGCACAGUGAACACUUCGUAUGAGUACAACGCGACGGAUUUGACCGAAGACUCAAACCGGUCUUACACUAUCGGCCUCUUCCUGUCCUGCCUGUACACCAUCCUCCUCUUUCCUAUUGGAUUUAUUGGCAACAUCUUAAUCCUGGUGGUGAACCUGAACCACAGAGAGAAGAUGACCAUCCCCGACCUUUACUUCGUCAACCUGGCUGCAGCCGAUCUAAUCCUGGUGGCGGAUUCCCUCAUCGAGGUCUUCAAUCUGAACGAGAAAUACUACGACUACGCCGUUCUCUGCACCUUCAUGUCGCUGUUCCUGCAGGUCAACAUGUACAGCAGCAUCUUCUUCCUCACAUGGAUGAGCUUUGACCGAUACAUUGCUUUGGCUAGCUCCAUAAGCAGCAGCCCUCUGAGGACUAUGCAGCACGCCAAACUCAGCUGCAGCCUCAUCUGGAUGGCGUCCAUCUUGGCAACGCUGCUGCCCUUCACCAUCGUGCAGACGCAGCACAGGGGCGAGGUGCACUUCUGUUUCGCCAACGUCCUCGAGAUCCAGUGGCUGGAGGUCACCAUCGGUUUUUUGGUGCCCUUCACCAUCAUCGGUCUCUGCUACUCUCUGAUCGGGCGAAUCCUCAUGAGGGCGCAGAAGCACCGUGGGCUGUGGCCACGGCGGCAGAAGGCCCUGCGCAUGAUCGUGGUGGUGGUUCUGGUGUUCUUCAUCUGCUGGCUGCCGGAGAACGUCUUCAUCAGCAUCCAGUUGCUGCAGGGCACCACUGACCCCGCGCAGAAGACUGCUACCACCCUGUGGCAUGACUACCCGCUCACGGGGCACAUUGUUAACCUGGCAGCUUUCUCCAACAGCUGCCUCAACCCCAUUAUCUACAGCUUUCUAGGAGAGACCUUCAGGGACAAGCUGCGGCUCUUCGUUAAACAGAAGGCCAGCUGGUCAGUGGUGAACCGCUUCUGCCACCACACCCUCGAUUUACACCUGCCUGUCAGGAGUGUGGUGUCAGAGGUGUGACUGAUAUAAAGAGGGACAAGAAACUCACAAAAUGUGCUAACAAUUAUUUCAAAGUUAUAUCUCACCCAGUGUGAAAGAUAACCUCAGCUUUCUUCAUCCGUUAUGUAGCUUUGCCUCUCAAUUAACCUGCUCACUUCCUGAACAAAAACACAAAAGCACCAAAAAUAUACACACA